GGCGGCGCUUGCCUAGCGCGGAGCUGUCACCGCCGACGGCUGUUCCCGCUCCGCCGCAGCGAUGGAACGCAACCCCGCCACGCUGCCGGCACCACUCUCGCCCAGAUCCAGUCUUGCUUAUGGAAAUGUUGAAGAUUUGAGAGCAGUGAAAAAACACUUUUGCUUGCAAAAAAGGAACAUUUUGGUCCACUUGUAAGUGUGACACUUGGUGACUCACCUGCAAGAUUUCUUGGCUGACAUCUGAAGAACAAAGUGCUUUUCAACCUGUACUUCUAUAGCACUAUGACUAACUGUAAAGGCAGAUCUACCAUCUCCAAAACAAAUGGCAAAGUCCAUGACAGAGAAGGCUUUGUAAACUGGACCAUAAAUCUUAAUACAAUUCAGUCUGAUAAAUUUUUGAGGCUGCUUUUAAGUAUGGUUCCUGUUGUUUACCAAAUAAACCAAGAGGAAAGAUACAAAAAGGUGAAUGGUGUCUGGCAAGAUGGAUUGCUACCAGUAGGACACAAUUUUAAUGUCAGGUCCGAACAACACCCAGAGUACCAUCACUUCUCAGAAGCGAGCUUUCAUGGUAGCAAUGGACACAGCCCAUCCAGCUGUAGCCCUAAAUAUGAUGAUUUUACCAGUUACAAUUACUGUGAUGGAAUGGACACUUCAGAAACAGAUGCCAUGUUGCAGGAUGACACUCUUUCUAGUGACAGUAAUGAGGAUAUCAUUGUGGAAGGAAGUAGAAAACAACCCAAAGAAUCGAGUAGUAUUAUGGCACUGCAGAUACUUGUACCUUUUUUGCUGGCAGGGUUUGGAACUGUUUCUGCUGGCAUGGUUUUGGAUAUUGUACAGCACUGGGAUGUGUUCAAGAAUGUUACUGAAGUCUUUAUCUUGGUUCCUGCGCUCCUUGGUCUCAAAGGAAAUUUGGAAAUGACCUUAGCAUCCCGGCUGUCAACUGCUGUAAAUAUUGGAAAAAUGGAUUCUCCCAUUGAGAAAUGGAACCUAAUAAUUGGCAAUCUGGCCUUAAAACAGGUUCAGGCAACAGUGGUUGGUUUUCUGGCAGCAGUGGCAGCAGUAAUAUUGGGCUGGAUUCCAGAGGGCAAAUACCACUUUGAUCAUUCAGUCCUUUUGUGUUCUAGCAGUGUAGCAACUGCCUUCAUAGCUUCUCUUUUGCAAGGAGUAAUAAUGGUUGGAGUUAUUGUUGGAUCUAAGAAGACUGGUAUUAAUCCUGACAACGUUGCCACUCCUAUUGCAGCAAGUUUUGGCGAUCUCAUCACCCUUGCCAUAUUAGCAUGGAUAAGUCAGGGUCUGUACACUUGCCUUGAGACAUAUUACUAUGUAUCUCCUUUGGUUGGUGCCUUUUUUUUGGCUCUGACUCCAAUGGGGAUUGUCAUAGCUGCCAAACACCCAGCUACCAGAACUGUCCUCCGCUCAGGAUGGGAGCCUGUUAUAACUGCCAUGAUUAUUAGCAGUAUUGGUGGCCUUAUUCUGGACACAACAGUAUCUGAUCCUAACUUGGUUGGAAUUGUUGUUUAUACCCCGGUAAUUAAUGGUAUUGGUGGCAAUCUAGUAGCUAUUCAAGCUAGCAGAAUUUCUACCUACCUCCAUUUACACAGCAUUCCUGGAGAGCUGCCAGAGGAGGCCAAGGGUUGCUAUUACCCAUGCAGAACAUACUGUGGUGCAGGAGUAAAUAACAAAUCAGCCCAAGUUCUACUUCUCUUGGUGAUUCCUGGACACUUGAUUUUCUUGUACACUAUCCACUUAAUGAAAAGCGGACAUACUUCUUUAACCCCCAUCUUUAUAGCAGUCUAUUUGUUGGCUGCUCUGCUGCAGGCCUACCAGCUUCUUUCAUCUCAUCUCCCUGCCUGUUCUGAGGAGAGGUUACUUCCAAAAGAUGAAGCGUAUAACUGCUAAAGAGACUAUAUUUCAAGGAAAUACGGAAAGCCAAGCCCAAAUCUGGACAGUUCUGUAUGUUCAGUGCUUUCUCCUUGCAGCAUGACAAGCAGACUUGCUAGACUCAUUGGGGUCUGACCAUGGGUACAACAGCUCCUUCCUUUCCAGCCAUGUUGCUGUCUGGGGUAGAAGCCCAGCUCCUACCGAGUCAUAGCAGGAAUUUGUCAUUUUUGCCUCCAGAAGGCUGGGCUCAAAGGGCUUGUGUAUGAGCAUACCAGAGCACUUACUGGUCUGGGUUACACAUGCUGGCGGAUAGCUGAGAAACAGCCUGAAAUUAGGACUGUUUUGGUGAAACCAGGGUGUCUGUCAAAGCUACAAAGAAAUCAAGAGGACAAUAUGAAAAGCUUAUAUGAAAUAUGAAAUCCAAAAAAAAAAAGUUCCUUCCCACAAAAUUAGGUCAAUAUAAUGAAAUUGACUCAGAAACAACUUCAGUUAAAGUGGUUUCUUUUUUUUACUUCAAAGAGGUCUUAGGGUGACAUCAGUGUAUGCUGUGCUGUCUGGGUACUUGGAUACCUUAGAGGAGCUGAUGCCACUUACUUACAACAGAAACAACAGUAACAAGAAAAAGCUUGCUGUUCAGUGGUUUCUUUGCAGCCAGGCAUUAAAGGAAAUCUCUGCAUGUUUGGAGGAAACAGUGACUUGUCCCCUCUGGACAUGACACAUGCCAGAUACUCUACCAGAGAAAAUCAUACAGAAAAAUGUAUUUUGAAAAAUGUGUGUUGUUCCUAGUCUGAGAGUUCACUGACAACAAAUUUCUGGCUGUAGAAAUGGAAACUCAGAGAGUUCAGUGUAGAUCUACUACAAGCACUUUACAGUUACUACUUCAUCAAAAGCCAUUUAAAAUUGGAGACAUGUCAUGCAUAAUUUGAAAAUGAACUUCAUGAACGGUCAAAGCCACUGGAAGACCUAAAUCAUAACUCUGGUGAGAACGACAGUCAGAACACUGUAGUCUUUAGAGAUUCUUAAAUGGGAUUUUUUAGUCAUAAUUAAAAUAUCAAAUAAAUAAACUUACAUUUGAAUUUCAUAGAUUUGUAAGUUCUUAGCCAGUAAUUGCCGGAUCUUUUCAUAGUGAAGUUAUGGAUAAAUUUUAAUUCAGUAUAAUUUUGAAAGUAAAGGAGACUUAAAACACAUUUGAAAAAGAUUAUCUCAGUUUAUUUACAUCUGUGUUUCCUGUCUAAGGUAAUAGAAUGCGACUAUUUUGUAAUGCAUCUUCAGAUGGAAAAAAUUUAAGGUGGAAUCAUCAGUAAUAGCAACAGGCAGUUUAACAGUUUAAUUUUCCAGCUUGGUGUUGCAAUUCACUUAUCACAGUAAAUAAUAAAAUUGAACAAUGCUAUGCUGUUUUACAAAUAUUCUUCAUUUGAAUAUUAUACUUUUAUCACUGUGAAUUUGACGUGCAUUCACGUGCAUCCAAUUUGACAUGUCCACAUGACAAAUUGACAUUACAGAUGAAAGAAACAAUAAAAAUAUGGUAGCAUCCUGCAACUUAUUAAUAAGGCUGUAGGAAGCCUAGGCAGUAUUAAGAAUGUUUGGAAGGAGUUAUGUAUUUUUAUUUUAAAUAAUAGAAUUUUUGUCUUUUCCCAUUUUAGGAAUCAUAAGAAAUUAUUUUCAUGAGAAAAUACAGAUGUACUACAUGAAAAAGAUCAAAAAUAACUUUUCUUCACCUAACUUUCCGUGUUAUUUAUAUCUAAAGACCUUGAAAGAAUGAAAGUAAAUUUAGUAUACAAUAACAAAGGAAAAAAAAAAACUGCUUUGUAGUGUGUUAUGUUCCCAUUUCUAGUCUUGCAGUCAUAAGAUUUGAACUUUCAAAAUAGUAAAGCUCACUCAUAUUUAAGUAUUCAUGUUAUUUCACUUCCAAUCUGAAAUUCAUGAUUUGAGUCAGAAAGUUCAGUAUCAAGAAUUACUCUCAAUUUCCAUCCUUUGUUGUACCAAAUAAUGUGAGUACUUAUAUUCCUUAUUUUUAGAUUCUUCAUCUUUAGGAUUUUUCAAGAUUUUCCCCUCCCUCCUACUCUAAUUUCUGUAUUCUGCUUCUUCUGAGGACUUUUUUUGACAGUGAGACCGAAGGGUGAUUUUUAGAAAUGCAGUCUAAGUCUGAUCAUGCCUUUAGUUUCAUUUUUCUCUCUUUUGAUUGUGAUUUUUUCCCCUGUAAUAACGAUAAUAAUAUAGCAUGAUUUUCCUUUUAAAACAUCUGGAAUUUUACUAGUAUUUUUGCAAUCCUGUCUCUGGACCCUUUUUUUCCCUGAUCAGUGACUGUUGAGUGUCUUUUCUUUUCUUAGCCAGAUCUUUUUAUAUAGAUAGAUAUUUGGUUAUUUUUUCCCUUUCUUAAAGCCUGCAGUUAUUUCAUCCUUCAGAAUGGAAGAAUUCCUAGAGCUUUUUUUCAUAAUUCUACUACUACUCAUCUCCCUUUUUGCAGAAAACUCUAUAUUAAAUAAUUUCUAUGCUAAAUAAUUUCAGCUCAUAUCUUGAACAGUGCUGCAUAUAUUUACAAGUUUUCCUACUAAUUUUCUACAGCAUUUCAUUCUAAACAUCAAAUUUUUGUACUGUAUUAUUAGGCUUUUCUGUGAUGUUCAUCCCUUGUUUUUUUCCCCUCAAAACCAGCUGGUUUACCAUUGGGAGAAGUAAGGCUUUCUUCUUCAUAGCAUGGCUGCAGGGCAGAAAUGCAGUGUUUGUACUGCUGUGCCAUCUGCGUCAAUUUACUGACAGAAGUAUCUGUCACUGAUAAAUAAAAAAUCUCACAAAAUGUGAAGUGUCAUCUUGCAAUGUCUCUUUUACAACGUUUUUUUUUAAUCUGUCAGAUCUUUAUGAGUCACUUAUCACUUUGAAUUCAAAACUCUUUCAAAAAUUCAGCAAACUCAUAGUAGAGUGCCUAUUUUCUAUUUUUCCCUUUAUUUUAUUUUUCCCCCAAAAUAAUAAUUUGAUUGAUGACUUCGAUUGCCUUGUCUUAACAGUGAUGAGAAGCAAAAUCUUCUUGAAGUCUUAGUCACAUCAAUUCCAUCUUGCACUAAAUACUAAUGUGAACAAAUAAGUAACCAUUUCCAAAGACUGAGCCAAAUAAUUCUUAAAUGUAUGUGAGUUUUCUAGCCAUGCAAAUGCAUGAUGAAUGAUCGCAUCAUUCCUUCACCAAAAUAAGUGAAGGCUGGAACUGGAGUCUCAUAACUUAAUCUGUGGGCACAAAGUCCUGAUUGCCAUCACAUACUGUUACAAGCACCAGUUAAUAUAAUCUGCUAUAAAUUUUUCUUAUGACUUACAAAAUGCAGACUUGUUAUAAUUUGCAUUAUUUGUUGUGCACCUGUACAUUAACACAGCAAAAAAAAUUAUUUGGGAAGGUUCACUGAGUUUCCAAACUGCCCCCUUAACACUGUAGUCUAAUUUCAGGAUGGAAAACAUAGCCAACUGAAAGGUUUUCAUGUUGUGAUUUUUAAGAGUCAAAAGUGAAUACUGUCAUCUGAAAUGGAGUGUAUGUGUUAUGUCUAAUUGGUUGUGUUAUAUAAAGGCAGUGUAUAUUUUUCUUGGAAUGGGUGCUCCCAUCUUCCAAUGGAACAUGUGUAAUCAUUGUGGAUGUGGGGCACUGCAGCAUCCUCUGAGCACAUCCUGCAGGAGAUGGGAAUGUGCAGGAUCUUUUAUAAACAGGCCUCUUUUUGCCUCUGUAAGAAGAAGGAGCUGACUCAAGGAAUCUGAUCGUCUUCCAAAGAAAACAUCUGUUUUAAAUAUAUUUGUUUGGAUUCCAGUCAGCGCACCUAGGACUUGCAUAAUUAGCUUAGACUACACAGUUCCCUUUUCAAAAGUUACGUUUAUAUAAAUAAGCCAUGCAUUUUUCAUUAAGCAAAUACUCUUCCUUUCUCCCUUUUUUUAUUUUUUUUUAAUUAUAAAUUCAGGCUUGUAUUUUAACAUACAGUUUUGCAAAGCAAGGAUUAAUUGAGAAACUUUUUCAACACAAUUAUUUGUAUGAUAUUCAUUUUGCUGUACUUAUGGUGGAGAAGUGUCUUUCAGCUAUAUGAGUGUAUGCAUUUAUAAGCAUGCUUUUGAUGCUGAUAAUUGAUUAUUUAGUAAAUAAAAUAUUGUCAUACUUUUUACUACUUUUGAUACCUACAUUAUUUUAAAUGUAGAUACUAGAGUUUUGAAAAAUUAAUUAUGGUAGUACAUGUCUUAAGUUUACCCUUCUUAAAGAUCUGAUUAACUAAAAAUACCUAAAAUACAGAAUUUAUUUCAACUUAAGCAUCUCCUUAGAGGCUACAAGAAGAAAUGAAACUCAGUGGCCCUUUCUCCAUUCAUCUUGUGCCAUUCCGCGCCACAUGAUUCCACUGAACCAGAAUCCCCUAUCAUACAGCUGUGCAACAUUAAAAGGAUUCUUUUCUAAAAUUGGGUUAAUCAUUAUGCAUAUCUUUCAUAUGAAGAUCAAGCCCCUCAAAUGUUCAGACAUUCACAGAUGGGAAUUAAACCUUUUACUUUGGGAAAAAUUCAGCCUGGAGUGACAAUUUCAUUGCAGGUGUGCCUUAUUGCAGAAGGGCUGAAGGUGUUUUUCAGCCAUAAAAGUAGAUUCUAGGCCAUUUUUUGCAGUUCACAUAACCCAGGUGAAACUUGUUAAUUUUACCUGUUAUUCUUUACAUCACAUCUGAUUUCAGUACUAGACCUGUCCAAACAGGAAUUAUGCCUGGGUUGAGUGUGUUCAUGUGGGGCAACAUGAUUUGGUUCUGAAUUAUCUCAAAGCCGUACUUAUUUUCUCUCU
Molecule: messenger RNA, 6661 nt
Organism: Melospiza melodia melodia
Lineage: Eukaryota; Metazoa; Chordata; Aves; Passeriformes; Passerellidae
Gene: SLC41A2
Product: solute carrier family 41 member 2
Exons: 12
Coding region: 283-1899 (538 amino acids)
Biological process (GO): monoatomic cation transport
Cellular component (GO): plasma membrane
Molecular function (GO): monoatomic cation transmembrane transporter activity
Source: RefSeq, a predicted model, not a curated record